Molecule: messenger RNA, 975 nt
Organism: Schizosaccharomyces japonicus yFS275
Lineage: Eukaryota; Fungi; Ascomycota; Schizosaccharomycetes; Schizosaccharomycetales; Schizosaccharomycetaceae
Product: RNA export factor Rsm1
Exons: 1
Coding region: 1-975 (324 amino acids)
Cellular component (GO): nucleus
Molecular function (GO): zinc ion binding
Source: RefSeq, a predicted model, not a curated record
AUGGAUAGUGAGUGCAACCGGUUUCUGUUGGAGCUGGACAACGUUCCAACUCAUUUAGUACGCGCUUACGAAUAUGAAGUGCAAAAAUCAGCGACCUUGUUUAAUCCAUGGAGCGCGGAACGCGUUUUGGAGCGAUUGGCGACGUAUCGCAACAAAUGGAGCUUUCCAGAGGACGGACGACUUUCAGACCUGCUAUGUAGCAUGCACGGAUGGACUUGUUCAUCGCCAAACACGCUAUUUUGUCGUUGGUGCGAAACGACUCGAGACGAGGCAUAUCUCUUAAGCACUAUUGACCCAGAAGCACUACAAAUUAAUCACGAAAAGGUUUCCCCUCGACAACCCUCUCCUUCUUUAAAGAACAUACACGCGUCUUCGUGUCCGUGGGCCGAAACAUGCUGUGCAAGCAAUGUUCUUCGGAUUUAUAUACCUCUUGAACUUGCUCAAUUACCAACUCGUUUUGAAUCGUUUACAAUGGAACGGGUAAAUAUUAGCGCUGUGAACGAAGCAGAUGAUUUAUUUUGUGAGCAAUUGUCUCACAAACUAUCGCUUCACAAAGGUUUGGGUUGGCAGCAGCGUUUGAUACUUGCCGUAUUCGGCUGGAAACAAAUCGCGACACGAGGCGAUACAGACCAAGUUCUUGAAUGCACCAAAUGUCUUCGUCGGCUGGGUACGUGGAACUUCCGGGAUCAACCACUCAACGUUAUUUCUUGUCACAAAUCGUAUUGCCCCUACAUUGCCGAAGAACACGAUGGAUUAAAAACUUGGCAGGUCCUGCUCGCCAUUUAUGGUUGCCGUCUGCAAAUUCCUCUGCUGCUGGCGGAAAACGGAAAGGACGAAGAAACAAACGAGAUGGAAGACGAAAUUAUAGAUUAUGGGGAUGACAAAAACGAAGCGAUGAUGGAACGUUCGCUUAUUGAGGGUGCGAAUACUCUUCUUUCAGAGAUUCCUACAGGAGAACUGUUUCUUCAUCGCUGA